GUAACGUAGGUGGCUACGGUGGUGAAGUGGAAGUUGAUGGAAAUCAUGGUUAACACGUAGCCGGCGUUCGACGUGUCCUAGCCUCCUAGCUUAGGCAUUUGGUAGCGAUUUGGUAAUUUGUUUGCGCGCCGCUUGAUUUUCGCAACGUGCACAGGAUCGCGAGUAUUUAUAUACACAUAUGGCGAACGCCACGUUGCGACAAAACAUGCUGCCGAACAAGUCGUCACCGUCUUCGUCGUCGUCGUCGUCGUCCAGCACAGCGAACGCAAAGGUCAUGUUUCCCGAUAAGAGACCGACGACCAAGCAAAUGAAAUCGUCCACGCUGACGAAUGCCGCUGGCCUCAGUUCUCUCAUUACCUUCACCGUUCUCUUGCUCGCCUGGAUUUCGGGUUUCGCCUCGCGGCUCUUUGCUGUCAUACGUUUCGAGAGUAUUAUACACGAAUUCGAUCCGUGGUUUAACUACAGAGCGACAGCAUACAUGGUACAACAUGGAUUCUACAAUUUUUUAAAUUGGUUUGACGAACGAGCAUGGUAUCCAUUGGGACGGAUUGUUGGUGGAACCGUUUAUCCUGGACUCAUGAUAACAUCUGGAUCAAUACACUACAUCCUGCACUCUUUAAACAUACCAGUGCAUAUAAGAGACAUAUGUGUAUUCUUAGCUCCAAUUUUUAGUGGCCUUACUGCCAUAUCUACAUAUUUAUUAACAAAGGAAAUAUGGAGUGCUGGAGCUGGCUUAUUCGCUGCUUGCUUCAUCGCCAUUGUACCUGGCUAUAUCUCGAGAUCCGUAGCUGGCAGUUACGACAACGAGGGGAUUGCAAUUUUUGCAUUGCAAAUCACCUAUUAUCUCUGGGUUAAGUCUGUCAAAACUGGUUCAAUCUUUUGGGCGAGCAUAACUGCCCUGUCUUAUUUCUACAUGGUAUCAGCAUGGGGAGGCUAUGUGUUCAUUAUUAAUCUCAUUCCACUGCAUGUAUUUGCCUUGCUGGUCAUGAAUCGCUUUAGCAAUCGGUUAUUCACCAGUUAUACAACAUUUUACGUUCUUGGACUUUUACUGAGUAUGCAAGUACCAUUCGUCGGUUUUCAACCGAUUAGAACUUCUGAACAUAUGGCAGCAGGUGGUGUAUUCGGUCUCCUAAUCUUUAUAGCAGCUCUUAGAUACUUAAGAACUGUACUUACCAAGUCCGAGAUGAAAUAUUUUGGUGGUGUAGUAGCUGUAACAGCGACUAUACUCCUGUUAAUUCUGAUUGCAUUAACGUAUGCUGGUAUUGUCGCUCCUUGGAGUGGUAGAUUUUAUUCGCUUUGGGAUACUGGUUAUGCCAAAAUACAUAUCCCUAUAAUAGCAUCUGUAUCUGAACAUCAACCGACAACUUGGUUCAGCUUUUUCUUUGACUUGCACAUUCUUGUCACAACAUUCCCGGUUGGUCUGUGGUACUGCAUUAAGCACAUAAAUGACGAACGUGUCUUUGUCAUACUAUAUGCCAUAAGUGCCGUUUAUUUCGCUGGAGUGAUGGUGAGACUUAUGUUGACUUUGACUCCAGUAGUAUGUAUGCUGGCUGGUGUUGCUAUCAGCAGACUCGUAGAAUUAUAUCUCAAAGAGGAAGACAGGGACGAUCGUAAUGGUACCGAAAGCAAUGAGGAGAGUGAAGAGGAAAGAGAGAGAAGUCCCGGUAGAGCGUUGUACGAUAAAGCCGGUAAAUUACGUAGAAUGAAGCAUGAGAGACCGAAAGGUAGCGGCGACGGAUUAGGCGCCAAUCUACGUAACGGCGUUAUUAUCGGCAUGUUAAUGUUAUUGAUGAUGUUUACUGUGCACUGCACAUGGGUGACCAGCAAUGCAUAUUCUAGUCCAUCUAUCGUUUUGGCUUCCUAUAGUAACGAUGGUGGCAGAGCCAUACUCGAUGAUUUUCGAGAAGCUUACUACUGGUUAGCUCAAAAUACGCCCAAUGACGCGAGAGUUAUGAGUUGGUGGGAUUAUGGAUACCAGAUUGCUGGUAUGGCAAAUAGAACUACACUCGUGGACAAUAAUACAUGGAAUAAUUCGCACAUAGCUCUGGUUGGUAAAGCGAUGAGCUCGAAUGAAAGUGCUGCUUAUGAAAUUAUGACAUCUUUAGAUGUAGACUAUGUGUUGAUCAUUUUUGGUGGUAUGAUUGGAUACUCCGGUGAUGACAUUAAUAAAUUUUUAUGGAUGGUCCGAAUCGCCGAAGGCGAACAUCCCCAAGAUAUUCGCGAGAGUGAUUACUUCACCGAGAAAGGAGAUUUCCGCGUGGACAAAGAAGGUUCUCCUACUCUAUUGAACUCGCUAAUGUACAAGUUGAGUUACUAUCGGUUUGGAGAUGUUAAAAUAGACUAUCGAACGCCUACCGGUUUUGAUCGUACUCGUAACGUCGAAAUAGGCAAUAAAAAUUUCCAGUUAACAUAUCUGGAAGAAGCUUACACUACUGAACAUUGGCUUGUCAGGGUUUACAGGGUGAAAAAACCAGCAGAAUUUAAUAGACCAAGUAUUCCGAUUUCUAAACGGAUUAUUACGCGUCGCGCAAAUGCGUAUAUUAGUAAAAAGGUUGGUAUUCUUUUCUCUUAUCUCGUAGCAUAA
Formica exsecta is the source of this 2584-nucleotide messenger RNA. Its product is annotated as dolichyl-diphosphooligosaccharide--protein glycosyltransferase subunit STT3B-like. The record is from RefSeq and is a predicted model, not a curated record. Gene Ontology annotation, biological process: post-translational protein modification. The transcript has 7 exons. NCBI's taxonomy places the organism in Eukaryota, Metazoa, Arthropoda, Insecta, Hymenoptera, Formicidae. Gene Ontology annotation, cellular component: membrane. Bases 179 to 2584 code for a protein of 801 amino acids. Gene Ontology annotation, molecular function: dolichyl-diphosphooligosaccharide-protein glycotransferase activity.